AUGAAGAUGAAGAUGAAGAGUUUUGGAAGCAUAAGAUCGAUAUUCAUGCACGCGGAUGGUGUAGAUUGGAUGUUGAUGGGAUUAGGCUUAAUCGGAGCCGUCGGUGAUGGCUUCACCACUCCUGUUGUAUUUUUCAUCUCCGGUUUAAUACUCAACGACAUCGGUGGUUCCUCUUUCAAUGAUGGAACCUCCUUCAUGAAAGCCGUCUCCAAGAAUGCUGUAGCUAUGCUCUAUGUGGCUUGUGCAUCUUGGGUAAUAUGUUUCCUUGAAGGAUAUUGUUGGACAAGAACAGGGGAGAGACAAACAGCAAGAAUGAGAGAAAAGUACUUAAGAGCGGUAUUAAGACAAGAUGUGGGCUACUUUGAUCUUCAUGUCACAAGCACUUCUGAUGUUAUCACAAGUGUUUCUAGUGAUAGCCUCGUGAUCCAAGACGUCCUCAGUGAAAAGUUACCAAACCUUUUGAUGAAUGCAUCUGCGUUUUUUGGAAGCUACAUAGUGUCUUUCAUCAUGCUGUGGAGACUCACAAUCAUAGGCUUCCCGUUCAUCGUCCUCCUCGUGAUUCCUGGACUAAUGUACGGACGAACCCUCAUCAGCAUUUCGAUGAAAAUACGCGACGAGUACAAUGAGGCUGGUUCUAUAGCCGAGCAGGCCAUCUCAUUGGUGCGAACCGUCUACGCGUUUGGUAGUGAGAGGAAGAUGAUAUCAAAAUUUUCAGCUGCACUUGAAGGGUCGGUGAAGCUAGGGUUGAGACAGGGACUAGUUAAAGGAAUUGCCAUUGGGAGUAAUGGUAUCACUUUCGCCAUUUGGGGAUUCAUGACUUGGUAUGGAAGCCGGAUGGUUAUGUACCAUGAUGCCAAAGGCGGUACCAUCUUCGCAGUCACAGUAUGCAUGAGUUAUGGUGGCACAACACUUGGUCGAGGUUUGUCGAAUCUCAAAUAUCUCUCGGAGGCGGUUGUAGCUGGCAAAAGGAUUACCAAAGUGAUAAAAAGAGUUCCAGAUAUUGACUCGAACAACGUGGAAGGGCUAGUUCUAGAGAAAAUUAGAGGAGAAGUCGAGUUUAAGAACGUUAAGUUUGUGUAUCCAUCGAGACCAGAAACAUCAAUCUUUGACGAUUUUUGUCUGAGAGUUCCAUCCGGGAAAACCGUGGCUUUGGUGGGAGGAAGCGGGUCAGGAAAAUCAACCGUGAUUUCGCUUUUGCAAAGGUUUUAUGACCCGGUUGCAGGGAAUAUUCUCAUCGAUGGUGUAUCCAUUGAUAAGCUGCAAGUGAAAUGGUUGAGAUCACAAAUGGGUCUAGUUAGCCAAGAGCCUGCUCUUUUCGCCACAUCCAUAAAGGCGAACAUAUUGUUUGGUAAAGAAAAUGCAUCCAUGGAAGAUGUUGUAGAAGCUGCCAAGGCCUCUAAUGCUCAUAAUUUCAUUUCUCAGUUACCUAAUGGCUACGAAACUCAGGUUGGGGAGAGAGGAGUACAAAUGUCAGGAGGACAAAAACAGAGGAUUGCAAUCGCGCGUGCAAUAAUAAAAUCGCCAACAAUUCUUCUUCUAGACGAGGCAACAAGCGCAUUGGACUCAGAAUCUGAAAUGGUAGUCCAAGAAGCCUUAGACAAUGCUUCUGCUGGCCGAACAACUAUUGUUAUUGCCCACCGCCUCUCUACUAUUCGUAAUGCCAGUGUUAUCUGCGUAGUUCAUAAUGGUCGCAUUGUAGAAAGUGGAUCACAUGAAGAGCUCAUGGAGAACUUAGAUGGUCAAUAUACCUCUUUAGUACGCUUACAACAUAUGGAGAAUGAAGGAUCAAAUGUUAAAAUGCAAGAGGGUCAACUUUCGAUUUUGAGCAAAGAUUUGAAGUAUAGUCCAAUACUCUCUAUUCAAAGCCGGUCUAACUUGUUCACGACUUCAAGCAUUGAUACGAAUCUUUCUGGUUCGAUGCCUAAGGAUAAGAAGCCACCUGUGCCAUCAUUUAAGAGAUUAAUGGCGAUGAAUAGACCAGAGUGGAAACAUGCAUUGUAUGGUUGCUUAUGUGCAGCCUUAUAUGGGGCCGUACAGCCAAUUUACGCAUUUUGUUCGGGGGUAAUGGUGUCGGUGUAUUUCCUGACGAGUCAUGAUGAGAUCAGGGAGAAAACAAGGAUCUAUGUGUUGUUUUUUGUUGGUCUAGCUCUGUUCACUUUCUUAAUCAACAUCAUUCAGCAUUAUAGUUUUGCUUACAUGGGAGAAUACCUAACAAAGCGUAUCCGAGAAAAUAUGCUUUCGAAGAUAUUGACCUUUGAAGUCAAUUGGUUCGAUGAAGACGAGAACUCGAGUGGUGCAAUUUGCUCCAGACUCGCAAAGGAAGCAAACUUGGUGAGAUCGCUGGUUGGUGAACGAGUGUCAUUGGUGGUACAAACUAUAUCAGCAGUGAUGGUAUCUUGCACACUUGGUUUGGCCAUCUCUUGGCGAUUAGCCAUUGUGAUGAUUGCGGUGCAGCCACUUAUUGUUGUGUGCUUCUACGCUCAACGCAUUCUGCUCAAGAGCUUGUCGAAAAAGGCCAUUAAAGCCCAAGAUGAGAGUAGCAAACUAGCUGCAGAAGCUGUCUCCAACAUUCGAACCAUAACGUCUUUCUCGUCACAAGAACGUAUCUUGAAAUUACUCAAAAGGGUUCAAGAAGGUCCACUAAGAGAAAGCGUCCGCCAAUCAUGGUUAGCAGGGAUUGUGCUAGGAACGUCACGAAGCCUCAUAACGUGUACUUCAGUUCUGAGUUACUGGUACGGUAGCAGACUAAUCGUUGAUGGUAAAAUCACGUCAAAAUCAUUCUUUGAGAUGUUUUUGAUCAUUGUAAGUACGGGUCGGGUUAUCGCUGACGCUGGGACCAUGACAACGGAUCUAGCUAAGGGCUCGGAUGCGGUUGGGGCUGUGUUUGCAGUGUUAGAUCGUUCCACAAUCAUUGAGCCUGAGAACCCGGAUGGGUACUUCCCGGAAAAGAUAAAGGGCCAAAUCAGAUUUCUCAGUGUGGACUUCGCUUACCCAACGCGACCAGAUGUGAUUAUAUUCAAAGACUUCUCUAUUGAGAUGGACCAAGGGAAGUCCACGGCGAUCGUAGGUCCAAGUGGCUCAGGUAAAUCCACAUUAGUGAGCUUGAUCGAGCGGUUUUAUGACCCGUUAAAGGGUACUGUGAGAAUCGAUGGCCGCGAUAUAAGGUCGUAUCAUUUGAGAUCGCUUCGUCAACACAUUAGUCUAGUUAGCCAAGAGCCAACGUUGUUCGCCGGGACGAUCAAAGAGAACAUCAUGUACGGAGGAGCAUCUGAGAAGAUCGACGAAGCAGAGAUAAUGGAGGCGGCCAAGGCAGCGAACGCUCAUGAUUUCAUUACAUCACUMKCUGAUGGUUAUGACACAUACUGCGGAGACAGAGGAGUGCAAUUGUCGGGUGGACAAAAACAGAGGAUUGCGAUCGCUCGAGCGAUGCUGAAGAACCCAUCGGUGUUGCUCCUCGAUGAAGCCACGAGCGCUUUAGACAGCCAGUCGGAGCGUGUGGUGCAAGACGCGCUCGAGCGCGUGAUGGYUGGGAGGACGAGUGUGGUGAUCGCACAUAGGCUGAGCACGAUUCAGAACUGUGACGCGAUCGCGGUUUUGGACAAAGGGAAAGUCAUCGAAUGUGGGACACACUCGUCCUUGUUGGGUAAAGGUCCCACGGGUGCUUAUUUCUCGUUGGUAAGUCUACAGAGAACUUGA
This is a messenger RNA of Arabis nemorensis, 3696 nucleotides long. Lineage: Eukaryota; Viridiplantae; Streptophyta; Magnoliopsida; Brassicales; Brassicaceae. The record is from the annotation of a GenBank genome assembly.